AUGACCCUGCUACAGAAUAAACUCAUCCCAGAGAGCCAGCACACCGGAGACACUGUAGCCGCAAGAGUAGCGGGAGGCACUGUCUUCCGGUUACCCGUCGCCCGGGUUCACCUGGAUUGGGGGGUUGGUUCGGGACAUGUGAAUGUGGGGGUGAUGAAGGAUUUGCCAGCAGAUGUACUACUGGGGAAUAAUUUGGCCCCCCUUGUUUCUGAUUACGCCUCGAUGUGCCCCACUGAAGCCCACACAGUGACUACCUUUGUCCAGACCCGUGCUGCUGGAACUAACCCGCUUGCUGCUGAGACUCGGGUAAGACUAUCUCCCCCGACAGGUACCGUAGAUCAGGCACAAUAUCACAGUCUAAAAUGGGAAUGUGACAAGUUGGCCAGUGAGAAAUCGGAGAUGCAACGACACUACGUCAUGUAUUAUGAGAUGUCCCGUGGCUUGAACAUUGAAAUGCACAAACAGGCUGAAAUUGUCAAAAGGUUAAAUGGAAUUUGUGCCCAGGUUGUGCCUUAUCUCUCCCAAGAGCACCAGCAACAUGUUUUGGGAGCCAUUGAGAGAGCAAAGCAAGUGACUGUUCCAGAACUGAAUUCAAUUAUUCACCUUCGUCAGCGGACCCGAUUGCCAUGCAGCUCUGAGAAUAUCCUCUUUAAUCCUGUAAAAGUGUAUCCUACAGAGCACAUCUUGUGGUUUAAUCUGAGUGUGACUUAUUAUGAAGUUUCAAAUGUGGGUCCAUUACACUCUGCUUUGUCUCCAAUUUAA
Rana temporaria (common frog) is the source of this 762-nucleotide messenger RNA. RefSeq lists its product as uncharacterized. Lineage: Eukaryota; Metazoa; Chordata; Amphibia; Anura; Ranidae. The transcript is spliced from 3 exons. The record is from RefSeq and is a predicted model, not a curated record. Gene Ontology annotation, biological process: negative regulation of canonical Wnt signaling pathway; regulation of DNA-templated transcription. The coding region runs from base 1 to 762 and encodes 253 amino acids. Gene Ontology annotation, cellular component: transcription regulator complex; nucleus. Gene Ontology annotation, molecular function: protein binding; transcription corepressor activity.